Fusarium verticillioides 7600 is the source of this 4434-nucleotide messenger RNA. RefSeq names its product Ca2+:H+ antiporter. Gene Ontology annotation, cellular component: endomembrane system; membrane. Lineage: Eukaryota; Fungi; Ascomycota; Sordariomycetes; Hypocreales; Nectriaceae. The transcript is spliced from 3 exons. Gene Ontology annotation, biological process: calcium ion transmembrane transport; intracellular calcium ion homeostasis. The coding region runs from base 687 to 4031 and encodes 1114 amino acids. Gene Ontology annotation, molecular function: calcium:proton antiporter activity. The record is from RefSeq and is a predicted model, not a curated record.
CGGCUACAGUACAGUAAAGUUUGUAUCCGUAGACUACCAUACAGUAGACUUUCUUUGUGUUCAGCUAUGGAACGGACCUGAAAACCCAUUCCUUCUUCCCCCCGUAAAAUAAAAAGAGUCAAUUGUGCACUCUCUGCCUUGAUUCCUUCUUUGCGCAGCCUGUUGCGCUUUCUUGGAAAGCUCGUUGCAGCUCGAGUAACAUCACUUUACCAGAUACUUACUUGGUUGCUUGCUCGGAGACUCCGUCCAUCUCUUUUCCCUCAUCAACUCUCCCUCUCCCUCUCUCUUUUGACCUUGUCCAGAAAAGAAACAAAUUCCAGCUCGUCUCAGUUUUGGUCGCUCAUCUCAAAUUUCAAUCCCAACUGAGCACAGUCCAGUCCGAGGAGCCUGUCCCGCUGCCCAAUCCUUCGUCUCAUCGCGAUUCUUGGUUGCUUGGGCCGUUUUGAUCAUCGCGUCGCAUCGUCUGUACGACUUUCUCGGCGCUGCAUCGUGACAUUGGCAUGCUCGGCAUUCCCUCUUUUUUCUCGAGUAUAGAGAUAAGUACAGCUUACGUCUGGUCGCAUCUGUGAGCUUGUGUCUUAUUUAUUGCCUUCUCUUGUUUGUUCACCUUUUUGCAUCAAACAAUAGUUUCUUGUGAUAAAAGUCGCCUAUUACUCGACUGUUGAUUGCAGUACCACUGUUCCACUAUGGAUCCCUCGAGACGGGAGAGCUCGACGACUGGGCAUCAACUUGGCGACUCGUCUGGCAAUGCAUCUCCGUCGGAUACGCGUCAUCCGCUUGCCCAGGCCGAAUCUGCCGUUCUUCGCGAAGCAGAGGGCUUGUCAGAAAGCUUCCAGUCCACUGACACUGUGCGGCGGAGACCGGAGGGUUAUGGCUCGAUAAGCGGUCCAGCUGCUUCAGGUUCAGCUCAACGAUCAAAAGAGACGUCCCAAGAGCGCAGCUCGGCUCGCGCUACCCAAUCUUCACGUCCUGCAAGAGGCCCGGAGCGAAUGCGAUCUGCCACUCGACUACGAAAGCCACCAAUGCCUCGACGCCCAUCCUCGAACACGCCUUAUCGCGGCGGUGUUUUCUCGGCCGAUGACGAUGUACAUGAGGUAGAGGCCGAUGCCGCCGAACGUCAACAAUCAUAUCGUCGACGACCACAGCUCUCGACCCAACUCUCUCGAGUUCAAUCGCGCACGAACGAAGAUGAAGAAAAUGAAGACACCAACGAUGAUAAUGGCGAAUCGACCGAGAGCCCUGCUGAAGCACAAGGAGAUGAAGAAGAGACUACACCAGUCGAGGGCCAGGACGACUCAGAUAGCGACGUCAGUGAAGCCGAGAGCUUCACCCUCAAGGACAGACAGCAAGCCAUCAACCAGACUCACCCCUUCGGUAUUCGUGUAUGGAAGCCAGCAUUGUACAAGAAGGAUCGGUCAAUUCAGAAGUUUGCACAGGCAGACAUUCAUUCAGCGCCUGGUGGAAGAGUGAGCAGCUGGCUUCUAGCUUUCAAUCUGCUCUGGACCCUUCUGUUUGGUUGGUGGUUGGCUUCGUUUGCAGCUAUUGGGGCCAUCGUAUGCCUGCUCUUUUCUGCUGCUCCUAGUGGGAGAGAGUACGGAAGAGUACUAUGGGGUCUCGCAGGAUAUCUGUUCUACCCCUUUGGUAAGUUUGUCCGCCUGGAAAAGGACGAGACCUAUAUGGACGAGGACCAAGAUGAAGGACGCAGCAUUUCUGAAUACGAGCAAUGGCAAAGCGGAGACCUAGAAUACGGCCGAUUGUUCUUUGGACCUGAUCGCAAUCGCUCAAUUGUCGGACGUUCGAGAAGAAGUAUUGAUUCUGAGCCCAGCGAGACAGAGAGCUUGCUUGGACGUGGCCGACGUGGUGAAUCCUCUGAGCUUCCUCCCCGAGUCAAGAGACGACUUUUUGGACGUGGCCAGUGGAAUAUUGGUCGUGUCAUCUUUUUCAUCUUCUUCUACUGUCUCAUCUCGCCUUCGCUUCUCCUUGUAUCCGGUAUUUGUUGGUUCUUGGUUUUCUGGAUCCCCAUGGGCAAGGCUACAUUCUUGCUGUUUGACCACCUCCGACGUCAUCCCCUGGCUUUGUCUUUUGAGACCGAUAUUAGAUAUAUCCGUGAAGAUGAUGGCCCGAGCUCUUCAGUCCUCCUCUGCACAUACCGUGCUGUAGGAACUCGAUACUGGAAGUAUACUGUUGAUGGUACCAAUAUCUUCCUCAUCAACCUCAUGGUUGUCGUCGUCUUUGUUAUCGCGGAUUGGAUUGUCCUUGAGGGCAUCUUCCAUGUUGAAGGAUUCAUUACAUCUCCAGCCUUCCUCUUCUGUGCUGGACUCCUGUCUAUCAUCCCUCUGGCUUACUUCAUCGGACAAGCUGUUGCAUCGAUCUCGGCUCAGUCUUCGAUGGGUGUGGGUGCCGCCAUCAACGCUUUUUUCGCAACUGUUGUUGAAGUCUUCCUCUACUGUGUUGCUCUUACUCAAGGCAAGGGACAACUCGUUGAGGGAAGUAUUGUGGGAAGCAUUUUCGCAGGUAUCCUGUUCUUGCCGGGCAUUUCCAUGUGCUUCGGUGCUAUUAAGCGAAAGACACAGCGCUUCAACGCCAGGUCUGCCGGUGUGACAUCAACCAUGUUGCUGUUCGCUAUCGUUGGCGCCUUUGGUCCUACUCUGUUCUACCAAAUCUACGGCACCCAUGAGCUCAACUGCAUGGACUGCGAGGACUACAACACCGGCGAAAAUAGAGACUGUCGUCGCUGCUACUUCAGCCAAGCUCCUUCACUCAGUGACAGGUUCUACUUGGAGGCUGUUCGACCUUACUGUUACAUGGCAGCAGCCAUGUUGUUCUUCUCAUACUUGAUUGGUCUAUGGUUCACUCUUCGAACUCACGCUGCCGUCAUCUGGAACGCAGAGGUCGAGGAGAAGCGACAUGAAGAACAUAUGCAUUCAUCCAGCCUUCGCACUUCUCAAGUUCACAGCCAUCCUCAUACUCACUCUCAAAACACCGCCGAGACCAGUAGUGCUGAUGUUCGCGAUACUCAACUUUACAAGCGUAUUCUGGGACAGUCUCUUAAGCAGUCUGGCUAUACAGAAGACCUUUCUCGUCAGAGCUCUAUAACCGGACAGACCGCCCCUGCCAAUGGCUCAGCUUCGACACCCCAUGUUGUGCCUCCUAAAUCCAGCGGCGGUGACCAAUCUCGCUCUGCUCUUCAUGUCCCUGGCCUGAGCGAUGCCGACAACAAGAUUCUCCAACGCGAGGUGACUGAGAUUGCUGCCGCGGCUGCGACAAUUGCCUCCCGCGAACGCAUGUCACGAAAGCCAUCAACUGUACCCCCCACUCAUGCUCCCGGCGCUCGUCCUUCUGCGAGCCGUCAACACACCCACACGCAUGCCGAGACUGAGGGCCCUGCUACUGAAGCUCACCAAGCACAUGGCGGUCACGACGCGCCCAACUGGAGUCGUGCCAAGAGUUCCAUCAUCCUUCUUGGAGCAACUGUUCUGUAUGCAAUUAUCGCUGAAAUUUUGGUUGAUACUGUGGAUGUUGUUUUGGAAAGCUUCUCGAUUGAUCAAAAGUUCCUUGGUAUCACCUUGUUUGCCCUUGUUCCCAACACUACUGAGUUUUUGAACGCCAUCUCCUUCGCUAUGAACGGAAACAUUGCACUCUCUAUGGAGAUUGGUUCGGCUUACGCUCUGCAAGUGUGUCUGCUCCAAAUCCCUGCGCUCGUCUUCUACUCGGCCUUCUGGCCAGGUGUCCCAGAGGGUGGUGACCCGGCGCUGUAUACUUUCUCGCUUCUCUUCCCCCAGUGGGAUCUUGUCACUGUCAUUCUGUGCGUAUUCUUGCUGAGCUACAUGUACGGUGAGGGAAAGAGUAACUACUUCAAGGGCAGCAUUCUUAUGUUGACCUACUUGGUUGUCGUCAUUGGCUAUUACUUCAGUGGAUUUACGGAUGAUGCUAUGGGCAUGGAGCGAUUCGACGUCAUGGGAGCUGAUGGUAAAUACCAGAGCUACAAGACAAUUGGUAGAUCGACGAAGGGUAUGGCAUUCCCAGCAUGAGUUGCUCGUUGGUGAGAAAGGGGUUGAGUAGUUGCAUGGGGAGAAUGUGCAUUUACAUGGACUGUUAAUACUGGACGAACACACACUACAUCAUACACAUAGUACAUCCGAUGAGCCCUUGAUUUGAGGGCUUGCAUUGUUUGGUGUUUUACACUUUCAAGAAGGUUGAUUGUUUUUGGCGCGUCAUUGAGUUAUGAGCAUUGGGAAUAUGAUGGAUUUUAUUAUGGACUCGUCAUUGUAAGGUGUUAACAUCUGGAUGUAGUCUUUCCUCACUAUUGCCAUUCUAUCACAAUAACUUUCAGCUCAGGGUACAGCGUGAUCAAGUCAAGAUAUGUUACUGAUAUUGACAGAGGCCUAAUAUGUAUGGCCAGAUAAGAUAUGCAAAGAUACUAUGUACAAAGAA